GCAACUGAAAUAAUACAUCAGUAAGGUAAAGAUUCCCCUCGGGUCCCUAUUUUUUCUACUUGCAUUUUUAUGUUGGGAGAAGCUGGCACUAGUAACAGGAGCUCACCCCGUUACACGGCAGCACUGGGGAUUCGAACCACCGACCUUUUGAUCCAGAAGCUCAGCUGUCUCAGCCCCUGAGCCACCGCGACCCUCAUAAUAUCAGUACAAAUCUUAAUUGUCCCAAGUUAAGGGUGUCAAACUCGAUUUCAUUGAGGGCUGGAUCAGCAUUGUGGUUGUUUGCGGCGGGGCGGGGGAACAGAGCUGAGGUGGUUGACGGGGCCGGGGCGUGCCCAGCAUGACGUCACUCGCGGGUGGUGCCUGUGGGGGCGGGGAGGGAAUCCAGGGGUCUCCGGUGGGUGAGGCAGGGAGCGGGAGUCUCGUCUCGCUGGAUGAGGUGAAGCAGGGCAGCUACAGCCUUUCUACCUUCAGUUGCUUUUGGCGCCAUUCAGUUUCCAACCCCACCUGGUGUGCUGGGGGGAUUGCCUUCCACUUUCUCCACCGCACCAUGAACUGGGAUUAACCAUCCCCCAUCUACUGUGAUGCCCCUCAUCCGAGUCCCACAUGGAACAUGAGGAUGCCCUCCGUGUCCUCUGGCAUCGCUCGCAGGAUCCUCCAGGGGGCUCCCUCGGUAACCGUUGGAAGGGUCUUGCAGAGACCCCUCCCGCUUUCGAAGAAAACUGAGCAUGCGUAUUGUUCUUUCCCGUCACGUGUUCUCCGGAACCUCCCCUCCCCCCUUUUUUUUCCCAGAGAAGGCUGGGAGCGCAUCUGCCUUUUCUACCGUCUCCGAUCCUGCUUCCCUUCGCUGUGAGCCUUGGCUGAGUUUCUCCAGAAGUCCAAGAGUUUGCAGGGAAAUCUUGCACGGAUGGAGAUCUAGACGUUGUUAUUGGAGGCGUGCACGGCGACCUGCAAAACUUCAUCAGAAAGGGAAUCCCUACCUCCUCUUCUUCAGGCUGAGAGAAGCGACCUGUCGAAAUCGCUUCUGCUGGCUUUGCAUGCAAGGCUGCAACUCAGUGUACAAGAAAUUGGAUAUAAGAAUAGUGCCGUUCCGAUAUGGGAAGAGUCUCCGAGAUGUUUGCACUCAGCUUCACCGCCUUUGCUGUCAAUGGCUGAAGCCGGAAAGACACACGAAGGCUCAGAUGCUGGACCUGGUGCUCCUGGAGCAGUUCCUGGCUGUCCUUCCCCCAGAGAUGGAGAAAUGGGUGCGGGAGUGUGGAGCAGAGACCAGUUCCCAGGCGAUGUCCCUGGCCGAAGGCUUCUUGCUGACUCAGGAGGAGGAAAAGAGGCAAGAAGAGUUGCAGAAAUCCUUGGUAGCUAUGAGUGAGUGUCCCAAGGGGAGGAAAGAUUCAUUCAGGUCUUCUCAAGAGCUGCUGUUCAGGGAGACUUUACACAAAGAUCGAAGUCACAACACCACUCCAGGCUUUAAUGUUCAAGAGGAUAAGAAUUGCAAGGAGGAAUGCCAAGCCAUCCAUCUGAAAGAGGAAAAUGAGAAAUUUGCAGAUCAGAUGCAACCAAUGAGUGAUGAAAGCAAUCAAUCACAAAGUGGAAUUAAAAAAGGCUUUCCUCAGGUCAGUUGGCUUCCUAGCUGUACAAACAUUGAUAUGGGAGAAAGACCAUAUCAAUGCAUGGAAUCUGGAAAGAGCUUAAAUAAAUCCGAUCAUCUCAUUUCUCAUAAAAAGACACAUUCAGAAGAGAAACCAUAUCAGUGCAUGGACUGUGGAAAGAGCUUUAGUAGGAAAUAUGCUCUGAUUCACCAUAAAACUUUCCAUACAGAGAAGAAGCCGUAUCAAUGUAUGAAGUGCAGAAAAACCUUCUGUUAUUAUGACUCUCUGGUGAGACAUCAAAGGAUUCACAAAGGGGAAAGACCUUAUAAAUGCAUGGAGUGUGGAGAGACCUUUACUUAUAGCAUUAAUCUUAAUUCCCACAAGAGGAUCCACACAGGAGAGAAGCCAUAUGAAUGCACGGAGUGUGGAAAGGCUUUUAGGCAGAGUAGUAAUCUUACCUCCCAUAAGAAGAUCCACACAGGAAGGAAACCGUAUCAAUGCAUGGACUGUGGAAAGACCUUUACUUGUACCAAUGAUCUUAAUUCACACAGGAGGAUUCACACAGAAGAGAAGCCAUUUGUAUGUGUGGAAUGUGGAAAGAGCUUUAAGUGGAAUUCUGCUCUUACCUCCCACAAAAGGAUCCAUACAGGAGAGAAACCAUAUCAAUGUAAGGAAUGUGGAAAGAGUUUUACUCAUAGCAGUCAUCUUAAUUCGCACAAGAGGAUCCACACUGGAGAGAAGCCAUAUCAAUGCAUGGAGUGUGGAAAGUCCUUCUGUUAUAAUCGUUCUUUUAUAACCCAUCAAAUGAAUCACAAAGGGUUAAGACCUUAUAAAUGCAUGGUGUGUGGAAAGACCUUUACUUGUAGCAGUAACCUUAAUUCCCACAAAAUGAUCCAUACAGGAGAGAAGCCAUAUCAAUGCAUAGAGUGUGGAAAGACCUUUACUCAAAACAGUUAUCUUAAUAUCCACAAGAGGAUCCACACAGGAGAGAAACCAUAUCAAUGCAUGGAGUGUGGAAAAACCUUUACUUGUAGCAGUAAUCUUAAUUCCCACAAAAAGUUCCACACAGGAGAGAAGCCAUAUCAAUGCAUGGAGUGUGGAAAGACCUUUACUCAAAAGGGUUAUCUUAAUACCCACAAGAGGAUCCACACAGGAGAGAAACCAUAUCAAUGCAUGGAGUGUGGAAAAACCUUUACUAGUAGCACUGGUCUUAACUCCCACAAAAGGAUCCACUCAGGAGAGAAGCCAUAUCAAUGCAUGGAGUGUGGAAAGACCUUUUCUCGUAACACUUAUCUUAAUACCCACAAGAGGAUCCACACAGGAGAGAAAUUGUAUGAAUGCAUGAAGUGUGGAAAGACCUUUGGUUUUACCAGUCAACUUGAUUCCCACAAGAAGACCCACAUGGGAGAGAAACCAUAUCAAUGCAUAGAGUGUGGAAAGAACUUUACUCGUAAGAGUAAUCUUGAUUCCCACAAGAGGAUCCACACAGGAGAGAAACCAUAUCAAUGCAUGGAGUGUGGAAAGAGCUUUACUAGUAAAUAUGCUCUGAUUCAGCAUAAAAGCAUCCAUACAGAGGAGAAGGCAUAUCAAUGCAUAGAGUGCAGCAAAACUUUCUGUUAUUAUGAAUCUCUUAUAAAGCAUCAAAGGAAUCACAAAGGAGAAAGACCAUAUAAAUGCAUGGAGUGUGGAAAGACCUUUACUUGUAGCGGUCAUCUUACUUCCCACAAAAAGAUCCAUACAGAAGAGAAGCCAUUUCAAUGUGUGGAAUGUGGAAAGAGCUUUAAGUGGAAUUCUAGUCUUACCUACCACAAAAGGAUCCACACAGGAGAGAAACCAUAUCAAUGUAAGGAGUGUGGAAAGAGUUUUGCUCGUAACAGUCAUCUUAAUUCGCACAAGAGGAUCCACACAGUGUCACCUUCAAAUCCACACUAAUCACUUCAAACUUUGGGAGUCUUCAGCUCUUUUGGACAGAAGAAAAUUGGUACUUUAUUUAGUCUGUUUAACUGACAUUGUCUUUCAACGUCAACUACUCAUAAUUCCUGAGCUGUCUUCUAUACUGAAAAACCGAAAGGAAACCAUUUUUCUUUUUUGCCUCAUGGAAUUUGAGCUUUAUUUGCACUUAUCAAGAUUUGCCUUCCUGUAUUUUGUAAUCUCACCUUUCCUCCAGUCACCCAUGAAACACCAUUCUCCCAUUCAUCUCCCCUUCAUGGCGCCUUGUUUUGAGGUGAAAUUUCUAAAACUUCCAUGAGUUUGAGCUUUCUCUCCAUUUUGGAACUUUCCUUUUGAUGCCCCUUUUUCAAGCAAGAUGGUUUCUUCUGGAUUCUUCUCAUUUUUGCUGCCACCACUUGCUCUUUUGAGCUGCUGUUAGCUGCCCAGAGGCAUGAAUUUGAAAAGGCAACUGAAAUAAUGGAAAUAAAACAUCAGUACAAAUCUUAAUUGUCCUAAGUCAAGGGUGUCAAACUCGAUUUCCUUGAGGGCUGGAUCAGCAUUGGGCCAUAAGGGCAUUGGGCCAUCCAGCAUAAGCGCACAAACGUGCCUAUCGUUCCUGUCCUAUUGUUUUUUCUUUUCUUCUUCCUAUAUAUAUGCUUAUCCCUCCUAAUAUUUACUCAUAUAUAUGUCUAUAGACUAUAUAAUCCUUUUGUGUGAUGCCUACAUAUAUUGUUGUGACAAAUAAACAAAA
Molecule: messenger RNA, 4263 nt
Organism: Ahaetulla prasina
Lineage: Eukaryota; Metazoa; Chordata; Lepidosauria; Squamata; Colubridae
Product: zinc finger protein 493-like
Exons: 6
Coding region: 726-3515 (929 amino acids)
Biological process (GO): negative regulation of transcription by RNA polymerase II; regulation of cytokine production; regulation of immune system process
Cellular component (GO): nucleus
Molecular function (GO): DNA-binding transcription repressor activity, RNA polymerase II-specific; RNA polymerase II transcription regulatory region sequence-specific DNA binding
Source: RefSeq, a predicted model, not a curated record